CACAUUGACGUCUGUGCAUCUUGCCACUCUAUCCUAUACUAUCCUGCCACAUCCUCACUUUACAUCUCACAACACAUCCCUCGUCCCUCGCCCCAGACGUGCUGCCGCACCGCACGACGGGCCUGAGCUCCGCGCCAGGUAGCCGGCAUGGCCAUCCCCCCCGCCAGUGCCUCGUCCCGGCCUCCUCACUCGAACGGCGCCUCCUCCCUCCUCCUCCCCGAGCUACCCGCAGAGCUCCUGCUGCGUAUCUUCUCUCAUCUCCCUUUCUCAUCCCUCGCGUCCCUUUCCCUCACAUGUAGGGGCCUGCAUCGCUCGGUAGACGAGAUAGGAUGGACGACCUGGCUGCUAAGCCGGAGCGAGGAUAAUGAUCCCGACCCGCAGCGCAGAAUCGAGGUGCUCAGCCGCGAAGAAGGGAAUCAGAGUGGCUUAAAAAGAGUGAGAGAGAUGAGGCGAUGCGAUGAGGUGUGGGCGAGCAAGGCAGUAAGGGCUAGAGGGUUUGGGUACAAGGAGUUGCUCCUGGCCAGCAGCGGCAGUGAUGCUAUGGAGCCGAUUAAUGGGAGCGGUGGCCGACCACCGAGGGACUGGCCGGCUUUCCCUUGCGCCAAGCUUUGCGCGCAGGGUCUCAUAGUGGCAAUGAGGAGCCUCGUCGUCUUCUGGUCCAGCGCAUCGCUACAGGAUCAGGCGGGGAUCUGCUCGGAUAGGAAGCCGAGGGUGUAUCAUUUGGGUGAGGCGAGCGGGUGGCAGGAGAUCAAUGCAGUCGAGGUGCUAGAGGCCCAACCGGAUAGCAUCGUUCUUGCUGUAGGACGCUUUCAUGGCGUGCUCGAGCUGUGGCGUCUGCCCAUUGGCGUCGACGACGGCGGAGGCGGCAAGGCUAGAGCCCGGGGGAUGGGGAGCUGUGAACCCUCACCGGGCAAGCCAGGGAGCGUACAGUCCAUCUCUUAUCUGCCCGAGGAGCGCCUUCUGGCCAUAGGUUGGAAAGACGGGCACGUAGCGCUGUACACGCUCAAUACUCGCUGCGAGCUCGAGCCCCUAUUCUCCUGGAAGAUCCCCCGCAACGCCAAGCUGUGGUGCCUCCACCUCGGCCUGCACUACCUAGGCGGCGAGCCCUGGCUAGCCAUCGGUUGUCAGGCGAACACGGAGCCGGGGUGCAACCCCUCGCCCCUCAUCAUCUACACGGACGUGCUACACUGGGCAAAUCAGUGCGCCGCCGCCCACCGUGAGGGGCGGCCCCGCCCCUCCCCUGCGGUGAUCUGGCCCAUCAACCCGUCCCGCACAUCCAUCUAUGCCCUCGCCUCUCCCCGUCCCUCCAUGUCCUCCCCAACAUUCCCCACACACACCCUCUACGCAGGCUGUCACAACGGCACAAUUGUAGCCCUGGACGUAUCCCAAGGCGGGAAGUUCCUCGCACGCUAUCGUGACGCAUACGACGAUUCGCCCGUGUACAGCCUUUCGCUCGGCGUGGGUCAAGGGUCGAGGAGCAUAGCAGCUGGAACGGGACGACAUGGUUGCUUAAAGUUGUACGAGCAGGGUAGGGAUCGUGAGCCCUUGUCCUAUCCCGAGCAGCAUGGGGAUGUUCCCAAGUCACCGGGAGAAGGCGGGGAAGGGUGGACCCUUUUCCCACCUUCACCGCCGCCUUGUAAUUCUCCGACGUAUGCCGUCGUGGGGGAGCAUGGGAGGUUGUUCUGUGCUGGGAGGGAGAAGUGUUGGGAGUUUGAUGCGAGGGGGACGGCGAGGAGUGGGAUGCGGGAUGAGGCGAUUAGGUGUAAAGGGGCAGCGUGGUAUAGGCAUCGGGAGAUGGUGUUGAUGAGGACGUGUGGUGAAGAGGGGGAGGGGGGCGAGAAGCAAGAGGAGGAGAAAAAGGACAACAAGAAGAAGGGAAAGCGAUGGAGUGCUGGUGGGAAGGGAUUUUGGCGCGGUCGUAGACGGUGAAGCGGUGAGGCGGUGAAGCGGUGACGGAUGAAUGAUGAGCCACGCUUUUUCAACGGUGACUUGACCUUGCCUGCUCUUGGUCGCGUGCGCGUGGGCGGGAGUGAGCGAGUCCAACACUUGGGCCCCGCCUUUGCCCUC
This is a messenger RNA of Jaminaea rosea, 2067 nucleotides long. RefSeq lists its product as hypothetical. The record is from RefSeq and is a predicted model, not a curated record. Lineage: Eukaryota; Fungi; Basidiomycota; Exobasidiomycetes; Microstromatales. The transcript has a single exon. Gene Ontology annotation, cellular component: SCF ubiquitin ligase complex. Gene Ontology annotation, biological process: SCF-dependent proteasomal ubiquitin-dependent protein catabolic process. Gene Ontology annotation, molecular function: protein binding. The coding region runs from base 148 to 1929 and encodes 593 amino acids.